GCCCGGAGGACCAGUCGGUCCUCCAACCAAUCACGGCGGGAAGGGGGCGGGGCUGGAUUCCCACCUCUUGCGAUUUGGGCUCUGCCAAGGUUGUCCCACCUUCAUUGUCCAUGCGGAAGCUCCCAGUGAGGAGGUGCAAUUGAGAUGGGCUAUUCUUUAAAUUGUGAUCAAAAUGCAGAUUUUUUAUCUCACGAAGAAAAAAAAGGGAUAAGUCAUUUCUCCAAUUAGGGAAUCAGCGGGGGAGGAUGAACAGGCAGGAAAAUCAAACCAACAAUCAUGCCAGGGCCUGACAGAGGCCCUCGAUUCAUCAGCAUCUGAUCAAUCGGCCUUUGAAUGUGGAAGGAGAAGUGUUUACCUGUGGGAAAAGAUUCCAAACAUCAGUGUGACUGGAAAAGCACCGAGACACACUCACACACACAGUGAGAGUGUUUCCAGUGCACUGACUGUGGAAAGGCCCGUUACACAGCCUGAGAAAAACAUCACCAUUCACAGCGGGGAGAAACCGUACACUUGUUCUGUGUGCGGACGAGGCUUUGGCUGAUUGUCCAACCUGGAAAGUCACAAGGAUACCUGGACCAUGGAGAAACCGUGGAAAUGUGCGGACUGUGGGAAGGGAUUCAAUUACCCAUCCCAGCUGGAAUCUCAUCGACGCACUCACACCGGGGAGAGACCGUUCACCUGCUCUCAGUGUGGGAAGGGAUUCAGUGAUUCAUCCAGCCUGCAGACACACCAGCGGGUUCAUACAGGGGAGAGGCCAUUCACCUGCUCGGAGUGUGGGAAGGGAUUCACUGAUUCGUCCAACCUGCAGAGGCAUCGCCGAAUCCAUUCUGGGCCGAGGCCAUUCACCUGCUCUGAGUGCGGGAAGGGGUUCACUGGUUCUUCCAGCCUGCUGACCCACCAGCGUCUUCACACUGGGGAGAGCCCCUUCAUCUGCUCCAUGUGUGGGACUGGAUUCAGCGAUCCAUCCACCCUGCAGACUCACUGGCAGGUUCACGCCGGGGAGAGGCCGUUCACUUGCACUGAGUGUGGGAAAGGAUUUGCUCAUUCCUCUGACCUCCUGAGACACCAGCGAGUUCACACCGGGGAGAGGCCAUUCACCUGCUUCGAGUGUGGGACGGGAUUCACUCAGCUGUCCAACCUGCUGAGGCACCAGCGAGUCCACACCGGGGAGAGGCCGUUCACCUGCCCCGAGUGCGGGAAGGGAUUCACUCAGUUGUCGAGUCUGCUGACCCACCGGCGCAUUCACACCGGGGAGAGGCCAUUCACCUGCUCCGUGUGCGGGAACGGGUUCAGUGACUCAUCCACCCUGCGGAAACACCGGCUCAUCCACACCGGGGAGAGGCCCUUCACCUGCACCGUGUGUGGGAAGGGGUUCACUCGGUCAUCCAGCCUGCUGACCCACCAGGGCAGUCACACCGGGGAGAGGCCGUUCACCUGCCCCAAGUGCGGGAAGGGAUUCACUCAGUUGUCGAGUCUGCUGACGCACAGACGCAUCCACACCGGGGAGAGGCCGUUCACCUGCUCCGUGUGCGGGAACGGGUUCAGUGACUCGUCCACGCUGCGGAAGCACCGGCUCGUCCACACCGGGGAGAGGCCCUUCACCUGCUCCGUGUGUGGGAAUGGAUUCACUCAGUCGUCCACCCUGAGGAAACACCGGCUCGUCCACAGCGGGGAGGGGCCGUUCACCUGCUCGGAGUGUGGGAAGGGGUUCGCUUGCUCUUCCAAGCUGCUGAGACACCACAGAAGCCACACCAAUUAGAGACCAUUUCAGUGCUCGGACUUUGGGAGUGACUUUUUCAAAAGCUCUGAAGAACUGACAUGGCAUUCGCAGUGAGGAGAGACUGGUCAGCUGCUCCUGCUGCUUGAAGAAGUUUAGAAUGUCAUCCAAGCUGCUGAGAGACCAGCGAGUGGCCAAGUGACGACAGGGGCUGGAUUCUGCCAUUGUUGCUGCUGUUAAUCACAUCCAGGACUGAACCACGUUCAUUCUGACAGUUGGAGUGUCAAGGGAGCGACCCAUUUAAUGAAGAAAUUGAGGUGCCGAUUACAUUACUGAAGUAAAAAUUGAACUUCAAUUUGCAGCGUUUGAAUCAUUGCCAAAAAAUAACACAGUGCAAGACACAACACAGGAACUCAGCAAAUAAAAACCUUGAAUGCCUUACUGUUGGAAUAAAGCCAAACAACUGUAGGAACCCAGCCGGUCAACAAUGUGACCUUCAGGGAUUCAAAGAGAGAUUGAUAAGAAUUUAUUUUUUAAAAAAAACGUCUUUAUAGAAUGCCAGCUUGUUUUGUUACAGCUGCAGAGACAAAGACGGUUUCUUAAAAAGCCAACACACACACACACAAAGACUGAGGUCACCCAUCUUUAGGACACUAAUGGUUGAGGUCUGAGAGAAUCCCCCCCUCUAAGAUUGAGCCAAAAACAUUCCAUACUAUUAAGAAAUUAUACUGGGUUGUAAGUAUAACCUUCCUCAAAUCAACAUCUGUUUGCACAUCCAAAUUGUUUGGCUGGGUGGAUUUAAAAAUCGUACGUAACCUUAAGUAGAAUUAUCAUGUACAACUAGUUUUAAUUACCACCUAUCCUGUGAAAUAGUAUUCCUUACUAUAAUGUAAUCCACAAUUGAUUCCUGCAAUAAACAUUCAUAAGCAAAUACAAAAGCCUCAUAGCCUCAUACUUCAAUCCUCAAGAGCCCACCUCGAGAUAACGCUAUCCUAGAGUUCUUCAGUUAGUAUCCUCAGGGCUCAUAUCGGUAAGUUUCUAGGAUAAUAUAGAUUCCCAUGGAUAUGUUCCACCCUGAGAUAAUUGGAUUGAAAGCCCCAAGGAGGGAG
Molecule: messenger RNA, 2826 nt
Organism: Carcharodon carcharias (great white shark)
Lineage: Eukaryota; Metazoa; Chordata; Chondrichthyes; Lamniformes; Lamnidae
Product: zinc finger protein 229-like
Exons: 2
Coding region: 578-1759 (393 amino acids)
Source: RefSeq, a predicted model, not a curated record